Malassezia vespertilionis is the source of this 2319-nucleotide messenger RNA. RefSeq lists its product as uncharacterized. Gene Ontology annotation, cellular component: nucleus; mitochondrial outer membrane; cytosol. The record is from RefSeq and is a predicted model, not a curated record. Lineage: Eukaryota; Fungi; Basidiomycota; Malasseziomycetes; Malasseziales; Malasseziaceae. The transcript has 2 exons. The coding region runs from base 1 to 2319 and encodes 772 amino acids. Gene Ontology annotation, molecular function: protein binding.
AUGCAAAGAGUAUACGGCAUGGUACGUUUCCUGUGCCCCACUCACACCACGCAGUCUCCUACGCAGUAUCCCGAUGCGCAGCCGACGUUGCUGACGCAGGCACGCUUGGAAGAAAAAGAGCCAUCUACGCUGCCCAUCCAUAUCAGCAUGACCGACCGUGUGUUACAGGACCGGCGAGAUGCACAGAUGCACACCAACAGGCGGCAACGACGCUCCGAAACCGGCAAGUUCUCGCAGCAGUCGUUCUCGCCGCCGCCGCCCGGCCUUGCAAUGUCUCAAUCGAGCGAGUCGACGAUGGACACACUGAGUAAAUCGUCGGGAUCUCCUUUUCAGGAAGCGACGGUUCCCAAAGAAGAAGUGCCUGUUUUGGAGCCCGCUGCACGCUCCACACGCAGCGCGGAACGCCUAGCUGCUGGGUCGGGCGUUGCCGCGGUGCCUCUGCGCGCGCGAAGCAACUCGAUUGCGCAGAAGCACGACUCCAAGGUUUUGUUUGACGACACCAAAGGCCGCUCUGAGCGCAUGUCGAUGCUGACGUACGACGAGGUAGCGCUGACUACCGAGGAACUUGAGGCGGACAUUGCACAAGCGCGCUAUGCGAUGCAUCUGUUCCUCAACAGCCGCAUGACGGAAGCAUACGAGCACGUCUCUGCAAAGUCCGAGCGGCGCCUGUACUAUGCCGUGGCCUUUGCGUUGCUCUCCACCAUUAAAGGCGUGAUGACAUUUGAGCGGGAGGAUCUUGCCACGGCCAUCUCGCACUGCCGCGACGCGCUGACUGUUGCGUCGCUCUUGCGAAAACGCGCCUCGGCCAUUUCCUGCUUUGGCCGCUUUGUCCGUGGGGUGGGCCCAUCGGUCAGCUGGGUUGCAAGCAUGACGCCUGUCGAGCGUCACGCCGAGCUGGUGUACGCCGAGUGUGCUUUGCUCAAAGCCGUGCUUGGCAUUGCCCUCUCUGGCGACCUGUUUGGCUUCCUUUCCGAGGCUCUCAAUUUGCGCAGCGCGUACGGCACGUACCACAGCCUGCUCAAGUAUAUCGAGUGGGAAGACGAGAGCCCCGAGGCGCGCAAGCGCGGCAUACAUUCCGAUAACGAUUUCCGGAGCGGUGUGUACCUCGGCGCGGGCUGCAUGAGUCUUAUUCUUGGCCUGCUCCCCGGAAAGCUGCUGAAAGUUAUGGAAGUGUUUGGCUACGAGGGCGACGUUGCCGUUGGCCUCGAGCUCCUUUCGAAGUCUGGCGGCUGGUCUGCAGCGCCCACGCCCGGGAUCAGCACGGAAAAAGAAGGAAUCCGCCGCGUCUUGUGCGACAUGACCAUGCUCACCUACCAUUUGGUUGUGUCCACCUUUGUUCCUGUGCCUGAUGUUGACAUUCCCUUUGCCGCCAAGCUGCUUAAUUUCCACCUUGCGCGGUACCCUGAAGGUGUCUUUUUCCUCUACUUCCACGGGCGCCUAUACUCCACACAGUCGCUCUCGCGCGAAGCGAUCCGCUGUUUCCAGCGCGCGCGCGAUAUUCAAGAAGAGUACGUGCAGCUCAAGCAUAUCUGCUAUUGGGACAUGGCCCUGUGCAACAUGUCGCUUGGGCAGUGGCAGGAUACGUACGUCGACUUUACCAUUCUUGCCGAAGAGAACAAUUGGUCCAAGGCCGUCUACACCUAUGGCCGCGCUGCGAUGCUGUACCAGAGUGGCGACCGUACCAAGAUCCAGCAAGCCCAGGAAAUAUUUGCCACCGUCCAGUCCAAGACGCAAAAGAUAGCAGGGAAAAGCAUUCCGCUGGAAAAGUUUGUCGCGCGCAAGGCCAACAAGAUUCAAGCGCAGGGCCACUUGGUCCUCCCCGCAAUGGAGUUUGCCUACAUGACCCACUGCUACACAACUGCAGCCCACUCUUCGCUUACAUGCACGCUGCUUCCCAUGGUGGAGCAGAAACUAAACGAGCUGGAGGCGAGUGCGGGUGCAGAGAUGGACGAUGUGUGUCUCGCGCACUUCCUCCGCGGCGUCAUUCUCCGCAACAUUGCCUACCCCGAGCAACAUACCAAAUUCCGCGCGCGGGACCGGCGAAUUCCCGUCGCCGAAGCCGCGCGCGCAGCCGAGGAAAACUUGCAAUUUGUGGCGACCAACGGCACACAGCUCGUCUACGACCACUAUCUGCUCUACUUUUCCCACUACGAGCUAGGCCGCCUGUACAUCUCGCAGCGCCGUGAUAAAGAGGCUCGUCAUGAGCUGGAACUCGUAUUGAGUGGCAAGAACCUGGGCGAGCAAGGGCGUAAAGGCAAGUACAGUAUGCAAAACAUGGCCGCGUUGCGCUCCAAUGGCGCGCUGGAUCUGCUCCGUUAG